Molecule: messenger RNA, 474 nt
Organism: Aspergillus niger
Lineage: Eukaryota; Fungi; Ascomycota; Eurotiomycetes; Eurotiales; Aspergillaceae
Exons: 2
Coding region: 1-474 (157 amino acids)
Source: RefSeq, a predicted model, not a curated record
AUGAGCGUCUUCCUCCGUAGCCGCCUUUCCCUACGAGCCACACCCUCUAUCGCCGCCCGCCAACUGGCUCCCCUUCGCAGUGCCUACCCCCUGGGGCAACGCUUCUACGCUCACAGCUCCUACGGGGGCGAUGGCGAAACCGAAGCCCAGCAACCCGAUAACCCACGAAACCAACCUACGCGAGACAUUGAGCACCCAGGUUACUCUUCCCAGACGCCGAUUAACGUCCAAUCUAUUCUAGGUCCACCUCCACCGGACACGGGAUCCAGUUCUACUGCGAAGAGCAGCAGCGGCAGUAGCAGCAGCAGCAGCAAGCAGCCGUCGAACAAGGCCCAUCCGACUCUAGCUGAUGGGGACGAGUCGCCGUAUGUCGAUAAGGAUGGACAUACCACGGCAGAUGCGCCCGAAGAUGUGAGACGGCAUAAUGAGGAGAUUGAGAAGAGGGCGGAUCGGCCGACGGAACGAGCUGGUUGA